GGCCAUAUUGAAAUGUUCAUUAUUGUCGCUGGCAACACGCUGCUCAGACGAGCUGGAAAGAAAUGAAGACUUAACUAGUGUUACAGUUAAUGCAAAUUAAAAUUGGUUUCUCGUAUCAAGUUGACUUACCGUUAACUUGGAUGAACCGAAGAUGGAAGUAGGAUAUGUCUGUGAGUGGGAGAAGAGACCAAGGAGCAAUCAUUGCCCGUCAAUUCCGCUCGUGUGUGCAUGGUCUUGUAGAAACCUCAUCGCGUUUACCACCGAUCUUAAAAAUGAAGAUGAUGAAAAAGAACUUAGUCGUAUGAUCCAUAUUAUCGAUACGGAGCAUCCGUGGGAUGUGUACUCCAUCAACUCUGGCCACACAGAGGUGAUCGGCUGUCUGGAAUGGGAUCAGUCCGGCUCCAAGCUGCUGUCUGCCGAUGGAGACGGCCAGAUUAAGUGCUGGGCCAUGACUGAGCACCUGGUGAACAGCUGGGAGGGCACCCACAGCAGUGCAGUGGAGGGGGACCCCAUCGUGGCCCUGUCUUGGCUACACAACGGGGUCAAACUGGCUCUGCAUGUGGAGAAGUCGGGCUCCACUAACUUUGGAGAGAAGUUCUCUCGGGUGAAGUUCUCCCCGUCUCUGACGCUGUUUGGGGGGAAGCCGAUGGAGGGCUGGUUGGCCGUGACGGUCAGUGGCCUGGUGACCGUGUCCCUGCUCAAGCCCAACGGUGCGUUGCUAAGCGCCAGCGAGAACCUGUGCCGCCUGCGCGGUCGCGUGGCGCUGGCCGACAUCGCUUUCACCGGCGGCGGCAACAUCGUGGUUGCGGCGACGGACGGGAGCAGCUCGUCACCGGUGCAGUUCUACAAGGUGUGUGUGAGCGUGGUGAACGAGAAGUGCCGCAUCGACACGGAGCUGCUGCCGUCUCUCUUCAUGCGCUGCACCAGCGACCCCGUGCGCCGAGACAAGUACCCGGCCGUCACACACCUCAAGUUCCUCACGCGGGAGAACUCCGAACAGGUGUUGCUAUGUGCCUCCAGCCAGAUGGGCAGUAUAGUGGAGUGCUGGUCACUACGGAAGGAGGGACUGCCUGUCAAUAACAUUUUCCAUCAGCGCUCACCAGCUGUCGGGGAGAAGCAGCCUAUGAUCCUGAAGUGGCGAAUCCUCUCCGCCACGAACGACCUCGACCGCGUGUCCGCCGUCGCCCUUCCCAAGCUGCCAAUCUCCAUCUCCAACACUGACCUCAAGGUGGCCUCAGACACCAAGUUCUGCCCCGGCCUGGGCCUGGCUCUGGCUUUCCAUGACGGCAGUAUUCAGGUUCUGCACCGCCUCUCUCUCCACACCAUGGGCGUGUACUACGGUUCCUCCUCCGGUUCUUCCCAGCGUGCGGGCGAGGAACCCGCCAUCAAGAGGCAGCGCACAGGAGGUCCAACCAUCCACUUCAAGGCCCUGCAGUUCUCCUGGACGUCCCUGGCCCUGGUUGGGGUGGACAACCAUGGGAAGUUGCACAUGAUCCGAGUGUCGCCCUCCAUGGGCCAGAUGCUGGACAUGAACACGCUGCUGCGCCACCUGCUGUUCCUGUUGGAGUACUGCAUGGUGACGGGCUACGACUGGUGGGACGUGCUGCUCCACGUGCAGCCGGGGAUGGUGCACAACCUGGUGGAGCGGCUCCACGAGGAGUACAUGAGGCAGAACCAGGCCUUGCAGCAGGUUCUGUCCACGCGGAUUGUGGCAGUGAAGGCGUCGCUGUGUAAGUUGUCGUCGGCGACGGCUGCCCGUGCGUGUGACUUCCACGCAAAGCUCCUUCUCAUCGCCAUCAGCUCCACGCUGAAGUCGCUCCUGCGCCCGCACAUGCUCAGUACGCCUGACAAGAGCCCCGGCGACCGGCUGGCCGAGAUCUGCACCAAGAACACCGACACUGACAUUGAUAAGGUGAUGAUUAACCUGAAGACGGAGGAGUUUGUGCUGGACGGGCCUCCUCUGCAGUCUCUCCAGCAGCUCAUCCAGUGGGUGGGAGACUUCGUGCUGUACCUGAUGGCCAACCUGCCCAACCAGGGUUCGGUGGUGCGCCCCGGGUUUGGGUUCCUGCGUGACGGAGCGUCUCUGGGCAUGCUCCGAGAGAUGAUGGUGAUGAUCCGUAUCUGGGGCCUACUGAAGCCCGGCUGCCUGCCCAUCUACACGGCCACCUCCGACAACCAGGACAGCAUGUCCCUGCUCUUCCGCCUGCUCACCAAGCUCUGGCUCUGCUCUCGUGACGAGGGUCACCCCCAGGAGCCGGACGAGCCUCUGAUAGACGAGUGCUGCCUGCUGCCCAGCCAGCUCCUGGUCCCCAGCAUGGACUGGCUGCCCAUCAACGACGGCGUCAUCACCAAGAUGCAGAGCAAGCAGCCGCUGCGGCUGCAGUUCGGCAAACCCUGCUCUCUCCCCGGCACCAACUCCAACACACAGGUGGACAUCUUCUCCCGGAGCCCAGGGUCUCAGCGGAUGGAUAACCUGCGCUGCCUGCACCUGGGUGUGUAUCCCACUGAGGACAGCAAAGCCUGCACCAGGUGUGGCUGUGUGACCAUGCUGCGCUCCCCCAAUAAGACUAAUGCCAUGAAGCAGUGGGAGCAGCGCUGGAUAAAGAACUGCUUGUGUGGGGGGCUUUGGAGGAGGAUCCCCCAGGUUCUCUCCUGACCUCUGGGGGGCUUUGGAGGAGGAUCCCCCAGGUUCUCUCCUGAUCUGUGGGGGGCUUUGGAGGGGUUUCAGAUCGUAAAGUGACUUAUGGUCGAAUCUGAAUGACAGUGGAUUCUGAACCAGAGGAUCACAAGUGUGUGUGUGUGUG
Molecule: messenger RNA, 2804 nt
Organism: Clupea harengus (Atlantic herring)
Lineage: Eukaryota; Metazoa; Chordata; Actinopteri; Clupeiformes; Clupeidae
Gene: med16
Product: mediator complex subunit 16
Biological process (GO): positive regulation of DNA-templated transcription
Cellular component (GO): mediator complex
Molecular function (GO): protein binding
Source: RefSeq, a predicted model, not a curated record